UUUCUUUUUCAUAAAAGGAUGAUUAGAAGUUCUAUAAAAUGGGAAAGUGAUGGCCAAAAUGAUCAUGGUGGAGCUAUGAAAGGAGCUUCUAUUGAUUCCUGCCCUGCAAAUGGAGGCCAUGGUUCCCAUAGCUACUCCAAAAACUCCUAUUAUCAGAAAUCAUCUGUAGACAUAGUGAGGAUCAAAAUCGAAGAAGAAAUCAAAGAAAAAUUCAGCACAACAAACCUAAUUUCUUCUUCUUCUUCAUCGUCGAACACGAUUCGUCUUGCCGAUUUAGGAUGCGCAACAGGACCAAACACCUUCUGGACAAUGCAAUACAUAAUCGACGCCAUGAAAUCAAAUCUCAAAUCUCCUUGUCCUAAUUCCCCUAAACUUUCCCCCAAUUUCCAAGUCUUCUUCAACGACCAAAUCACCAACGAUUUCAACACCCUGUUCCUUUCUCUGCCACAACAACGAGACUAUUUCGCCGCCGCCGCGCCUGGAUCCUUCUACGGCCGCCUCUUCCCGGACUCUUCUAUCCACUUCGUUCACACAGCGUACUCGAUCCACUGGCUGUCGGCGGUGCCGGCGGAGGUGAGGGAUAAGAGAUCGGCGGCGUGGAACAGAGGGAGGAUUCACUAUAUAGGGGCGGCGGAGGAAGUGGUGGAGGCUUAUGCGGGUGGAUUUGCGGCGGAUAUGGAGAGGUUUUUGGAAGCUAGGGCUGAAGAAAUGGUUGGUGGAGGAAUUAUGGUGAUGAUUUGUUUAGGGGUUUGCGACGGCGUUUCUCCUUCUCAACUUCCUUUCCGGAUUCUUUAUGAUAAUUUGGCUUUUGCUCUCAUCGACAUGGCCAAAGAGGGGCUUCUUAACGAAGAUGAAGUGGACUCAUUCAACUUACCAAUGUACAUCACAUGCCCAAAAGAGAUGAGAAAAUUGAUAGAAAAAAAUGGGCAUUUUAGUAUUGAGAGAAUCGAGCUAACAGAGUCAGCGACGUGGGUGAAAGAAAACAUAGACAUUCGAGUGUGGAUCAAUCAUGUAAGAGCUGCAAUGGAAGGAACCUUCAUCGAACACUUCAAAAAGAAGGAAUUAAUGGAUGAAAUGUUUGAAAGAGUGAUAAGAAAACUUUCAAAUUACCCUGAGGAGAUCAAUGAAAAGCUUCAUGAAAAGGUCCAACUAUUUGCUGUUUUGAAGCGCAAAGAAGAUGCUUUUCUAAACUAAAGAAAUGGGUUGAGAGAAUCUAUAGUUUCAACGUCCCCUUUGUUUAUGAUGUGAUCAAUAAAUACAUUGUGUUGUGUAUAUAAAACCUUGAUUGCGCUUCUUGGAACUGUAUGGUGCAUUUGGAAUAAAGGGUAUUGUAACUUUUUCUUUCA
Molecule: messenger RNA, 1346 nt
Organism: Benincasa hispida (wax gourd)
Lineage: Eukaryota; Viridiplantae; Streptophyta; Magnoliopsida; Cucurbitales; Cucurbitaceae
Product: loganic acid O-methyltransferase
Molecular function (GO): methyltransferase activity
Source: RefSeq, a predicted model, not a curated record